Messenger RNA from Candidula unifasciata, 2394 nucleotides. The record is from the annotation of a GenBank genome assembly. Lineage: Eukaryota; Metazoa; Mollusca; Gastropoda; Stylommatophora; Geomitridae.
AUGAAUAUCCAAAGAACCAUCGAUAACUCGUGUGAACUUCGCCCUACAAUCAGCACCCUUCACAUCCCAGUUUCCAGUGCCUUCAUUCCUUUCCAACAGUUCUCGCUUUCAGACGGCACCACUAUCCGAAAUCCAGCAGAUGACAAUAACAACAAAACUUUACCUGUGGUAUCUGUAGUAGCCACUGUAACUGGACUGUGUCCUGCUGUGUCGAUGGUCAGCAUGCACCAGCCCACACAGCUGGCCCAAACCUCAACUAUAAUCCCUACGGUCAUGACCCCUAUUGCUGUCCAGGCUGCCAAUUGUUUGGUGCCAACAACCAUGACCGUCUCCAACGCAGUUAACAUAAGCAACCGCUUGUCAGUACCUACAAAUCACCAACAGACCAUGACCCACUCUGAAAUCAAUAUCGGUCAUCAAACUGGAAGUAUUAUUAACAAUAACAUUAUCAAUCACAACAUUAUCACGACAAGUUGCCCCCUAGCUCCACAAGGACUAGCUGCUAUCACAUCAACUGCACCCGGCAGUGCUGCAAACAGCAACAAAUUCGGCAAGUCCCCAUCUAUCACACCUAACAACAUCGCUCCAGCUAAAUCAAGCCAGCCCAACAACACCAGCUCCUCUUCGAAAUCCUCUAACAGCCCAAAGGUGACCUCAACAACAUCUACCCAGGGCUCCAAUUCCGAGCAGACCGAUGACCUGGUGAAGCCAGUCUUCAAGGACGGAGAACUAGUCCUGGAAGUCGAAUGUGGGCAAAACAAGGCUAUCCUCUAUCUGACAAAACUAUGCCAGGGCAGUAAGGGCCCUUGCAUCAACUUCCAGAACUCUUGGCUGACCCCUAACGAAUUCCAGUUCGUGUCUGGAAGAGAGACGGCCAAGGAUUGGAAGCGAUCUAUUCGACAUCACGGGAAGAGCCUAAAACUGCUUCUAGCUAAAGGGAUUCUUAAUGUCCAUCCAACCAUGUGUGAUUGUGAUGGUUGUCGACAAGGGGCAACUCUGACCCGGAAGGGGGAAAAGAGACGGAUACCAAAUGGCGAACGGAAGAUCAAGAAACCAAGCAACAGUUGUAGCAGUGCCAGCAACUGUGCUGAAGGCAGCGGGAUCCGAUCUGGCACUGCACCCGUGGUUGCUGCACAUCUCGGUGCCGCAGGUUUCUCUCAAGUCAAACCGGAAAUGGCUCAAAUGGCUCAGUCAAACAAAGUGGUCCAAUCUUUGAACGCAGUCUUAAACAGCCAACCUUCACAAACUCAGACGAACGCUUCCUCAUCAUCGGCGGUACAACUUGCUUUUCCUCCACCAGACGUAACAUCAUCUUUGACCGUUAUUUCCGAAUUUCCUUCAUCAACGUCGACUGUGAUGGCAUCUCAACAGACAGUGUCACAGACAUCUGCCAGCACAGAUGUUUCUACAAGCAAAACACCACAGACAAUUACUGUAGCCACUCCUGUUUCGUUGCAAAAGACAUCAAAUGCUACUGUAGAAAGCACAACAGCUGGUCCAAUACCAUCAGCACCGGAACUGCACAUACAUCAUUUAACUCUGAAUCCGGCAUUGCUGCAAAUACUUAGCCCUAAUCACCCAAACGCUAAAGAGGCACAGACGCCUACACCAACAACCUGUGAUUUUACUGAGCUUCCGAAUCACUCAUCAGACAUUGGUCCUAACGAUUCAGGACUUUCUGAUGAUGAUGACGAGGACAUCAAUGUUGGCAACAACACGGAUGCCUCUUUUAAUACGGAGGGUAACUGUGACAUUCCAGAUGAAGACAGCGACGAUGAAUGCCAUUACUCAAAUAAGAUAUCGGAAGAUGACGAUGAUGACUCUAUUUGUGAUGCCCACUCCACCGAAGAGGCAUCUCCAGAAGCUAUUGCUGGUAAAGCAGACGCCUCUACACAGCAGACAGCUUACAGCAAUUCAUUCUAUUCAGGAUUGGCAGCCUGUGAACAGAAGAGCGUUCCGGACACUAGAGAUUACAUCCACAAGAUAAAUUCAAACGUGGAAGGCCAGGAACACUUCCAUGAGCUGAAGAAACACUCAGAUUUACAAGAACCUGGCUCAUUUCCUAAAACAUCAACUCCAAUUUCAAACAUUGGUGGUGUAUAUGAUUCUUCCAGACAGACAGAGGUAGUGUCCCUUUAUAAUGUAUGCCCUGCAACAGCAACAUUAUCCAUAUCAGCAGUAUCCAGUGCUUGCUCCAAGCCAUUAUCAUUAUCAAUUUCUACUUCUAAUGUAAAGUCAGAGCAUCUGUGGAUCCCGCCAACUGUAUCCUCAUCUUCUACAAAUGAAUCCACAAGUAUUCACGAGGCACAGCAGGACAGUGCCAGAAACAGCAGAUCUCCCCAAGCAGCAAAACUCAACAGGAGACACAUCACCGCGAGGAUAGGCACAUCAUAA